AUGGAUAUUACUAAGUUAAAGACGGUAGCCGAAGGCGCCGUCGACAAGUAUAAAGAAGAAUUAAAUGAAUUAAGUCAAGCUAUAUGGUCUGUACCAGAGCUUAACUUCAGUGAACAUUCUGCUCACAGAGUUUUAACAGAGUUUCUAGAGAAGGCGGGAUUAAAAGUUGAGAGAAAUUUUAUCCUAGAGACGGGAUUCAGAGCAACAUAUGGUGAUGACGAUUCUUCUAAACCUAAUAUUUGUGUGAUAUGUGAGUAUGAUGCUUUACCGGAAAUAGGACAUGCUUGUGGACAUAAUCUUAUAGCCGAAGUUGGUGUAGCUACAGGAUUAGCUAUUAAAGCUGCCAUGAAUGCUUCUCAGGUUCCACUCGGGAAGGUAACGGUUUUAGGAACACCUGCCGAAGAAGGUGGAGGUGGAAAGAUAGACCUGAUAAAUGCAAAAGUAUUUGAUGAUAUUGAUGUUGCUAUGAUGUCACAUCCGUCAACGUACGAUUAUGCCAAACCACCAACACCAUCAAUUAACCAGUUAGUAGACUAUAGGUUUGAUGACAGACCAUAUUCCAGUUUAAUCAGUAAUAAGACCAUUGUGGGAUUGUUCGAGACGAAUGCUGCGGAAGCAGGUAUUGAAUUAUGGGAUGAACCAGAUCCACGAACUGGAUCGACAGAUAUGGGUAAUGUUUCGCACGUGGUACCCAGAAUACAUCCUAUGUACUCUAUUGGUGGUAAAGCAGCCAAUCAUACCAAGGAAUUCACAACAGAUUCAGGUUCUGCUGUCGCCCAGUCGUUCACAUUGAAACAAGCCAAGGUGUUAGAAUACACAGCUCUGGAUAUAUACAGUAGACCCGAGCUUCUCAAACAAAUAAAACAAGACUUUAUCAAAGACUUAAAAAAUGCCUUAUCAUAA
Molecule: messenger RNA, 903 nt
Organism: Patella vulgata (common limpet)
Lineage: Eukaryota; Metazoa; Mollusca; Gastropoda; Patellidae
Product: xaa-Arg dipeptidase-like
Exons: 4
Coding region: 1-903 (300 amino acids)
Molecular function (GO): dipeptidase activity
Source: RefSeq, a predicted model, not a curated record